CCAUGGCCCCAUCUCUCUCUCUCUCUCUCUCUAACACGCGCGCACUCAAACAGUUUCUCCUCCUUCCCUCCCUCUGUCUACCAGAAAAAAAAGCUAGGGUUUUGAAAUCGAAAUCAGACGACAAUGCGCACGUCGGUCUCCACACAGCCGCCGGCGUCAAACGAGAACGGCACCGUCUCGCAACUCAUUUGGCGGCUAAAAUCAUCGUUCCGCCCCCGAGACUUCGAAAGGGUCAUACAGACCCUCACCACUCGCGACGAAGCCGCCAGAAGAGACGCCUGCUACUGGAAGACCCAGCACGACUCCAUGGAGAAGAAACACGGCGAGGAGGCGCUUGCAAAGCUGGUCGCGUUCGACGAGCGAGACAAGCUCAGGCGAGAGCGCGACCUUCUCAAAGACCAGGUCGCACGCGCGGAGAACGAGCAACACGCGUCAAUCGAACGGCUCGAGAGGGAACAGAAUGGUAGGAUUGCUAGGCUUAAGGAGGAUCAGAAGGCGGGAAGGGAGCGGGAGAAGAAUUGGGAGGAGAAAUACGCGAGGCUGCGGCGGGAUUCUAAUGAGGUGAAGUUGGGGAAGGCGGAGUUGCAACGUAGGGUUUCGUCGUUGGAGUCGGAGAAGGAGAAGGCGGAGCGGGAGUUGGAGGAGUGUAAGAGCCGAUUAGCGGAGUUGCAACGUAGGGUUUCGUCGUUGGAGUCCGAGAAGGAGAAGGCGGAGCGGGAGUUGGAGGAGUGUAAGAGCCGAUUCGAGGAGUUGAACCGGAGGACAGCGCGGUUGGAGGAGGACACGGCCGUGUUGAUGAGCGCGGGCCCAGCCGUGGCUGAGGUGGCGGCCGAGAUGACUGGCGUUGCUGCUGCUGAGUUGGCGUUGGAUGGUCGGGAAGGGCGAAGUGGGAAUCAAAAUUUAACCGAGUUACUGGUGAAAGAGGAAUUAAACUGUGGUGAAAUAGCCAAUUCGUUGCGAGGUGGAGGCGGCUCUGCUGUUGGUUCCGUGAAGGUUGGAAGAAGUAGUCAUCGGGAGGAUGGAUCUAUGGUUAUCAUCGAGAUUGCUGAUAGUGAUGAUGAGAUGCCCACUAGAAAAAGAGUUUUAUCCAAGGAUGAUGAUGAGGACGUGAGACCAACUAAGAAGCCUCUCCCAAAGUUCCUUGAAGAGUUGACGGACAUGCCCGAUGGUUCAGAUUCUUCUGACAGUGGAGACAGCUCCAGUUCUGGUUCUGAUAUCGACAGCAAGAGGGAGAUUGCAAGGCUCUGUAGAAAGGUGUCUGGAAUAAACUAUGGGCAGUUAAAGCUGAAAUGAUUUCGGCAUUAAAUAGGGAGCCUGAACUCUGCAUGAAUUCUGUUUGUGCUCUUCAUCGGAAGUUUUGUAAGGUUGAAUAGUUGGUGGCUCUUCGUUGAUCAUGAAUCGAGGGCUUAACUAGUGUGAUGCACUCAGGUAUGACUAGCAGAAGCUAGUUUAUUGUUGUUUCUUUUAGUAAUCAUCAGGAAAAAGUAAAUUUAUAGAUUACUGGGCUAUAAAAUACCCACCACCUAGCACAUGAAGGAUAGCGUCAUACCGGUGAAUUGUCUACUUCUAUGGGCAUGGCCUCCUUCUUACCUUCGGAAGAUAGAAGGAUAAAAUGUACUUAGAGACUAGAGUAUCCGGUGGUAUGAGGGAUCUUCUACUUUUUUGUUCUUUCCUUUCAUGUUUUUACAUUCAAUAUGUAUGUUUCUAUGUAUUGGUGAUUUCUUCUAGUUCUUGAGUUUGCACAGUAUGGUAAUCUUUAAAUUGUUACUACGGGCCUAUAGACAAUAUUAAUAAUUUGUCUGUCUUGGAAGGCUAAUUUAUUAUAUGUACUAGCACAAAUACUUCUGCGGUGGUUUUGAAGAGGGUUUAAUAGCUGGGGAGGAAAACAAUGGAAAACAAAAAAAAUAUUUUAAUUGAUGAACAUGGUUUAUACACCUAGUGAAAUCUAUUUUUGAAGGGGGGUUUUAUAUAUUAAGUAUGAUGUUUCACUUGUAGAUAUGCCCACAUUGAUGGUUGGUUUAUUCGGUGCCAACAUCAUCACCGUGGCUCCAUCAUAACACAGGAACUUCCCGUUUUAAACACUGUUAUCAGUUUCUAAUGAGAGAAAUGGGUUCAUGCGCUUCUGUAGCUAUGUAGUCCGUCAUAAUGAAACUUUUGAGAUAAAGAUGGGGGUUGUUCUUCAAGCUGGCAUGGAAGCUCUGCUAAAGACCUUCUUUCUUGUAGAAAAGAGAGAGCAGAAACUCAUAUACUGGUAAGAAUUGGAUUUCUUGUUAGUCUCUAUUUAUUGGUGGUGAUUUUUCUUUCUAGGAGAAUGAAAAUAUCACUUUCUGUCAAGGAGCACCACAACUUCUGAACCCGAAACCAGCAGAAAGUUUUUGUGCUUGGUUUCCCGGAUUGCUUGUUCUAGUUUAACAUGGUCUCCUGGAGGUUAAUAUGUAACCUUUGUUCUAGUUUAACAUGGUCUCCUGGAGGUUAAUGUGUAACCUUUGUUCUCUGUGUUCCUGGCGUACCCUAAACGCCUGUCCAGUGUGAACGGUGAAUUCUGUAGACUAAGAUGUCUGAUCUAAUCAGCCAAUUAGGGGACAAAUGUUGAAAAUAGUUUGUGCAGAGAUGCUAUCUAUUUUUCACAUGUCCUAAAUAGCAGAAGUUUGUGGUAUUACAACCUAAUUUGAUCUCAUGCUCUCUCUCAGUGCGUGCGU
Rhododendron vialii is the source of this 2699-nucleotide messenger RNA. RefSeq names its product protein CROWDED NUCLEI 4-like. The coding region runs from base 124 to 1293 and encodes 389 amino acids. The record is from RefSeq and is a predicted model, not a curated record. The transcript is spliced from 2 exons. Lineage: Eukaryota; Viridiplantae; Streptophyta; Magnoliopsida; Ericales; Ericaceae.